UUUCCUUUUUAAAAUAUAUUUAAUAACAACAUAUAGAGAGAAAGAGAGAGAGAAGAAAAAAAAAAUGUAUCAGCAUGUGAACUUGGACAAGCGUCAUUCAUUCCAAAUAUACAAACAUGAAAAGAUUAUUAUUAUAAAAGCUUCUAAAUAAAUCAUUCUGCAUUACUAUUUGUUUGAACAUCGAACGGUAAAGACGUGUUUUAUUUUUGUCGUAUCAAUUCGUUUUUGUUUUUUUGUUCGAAGACGUGAAGAGGAAAGAUUUUCCACAUAUUUGAGUGACAGGAAAAUUCAUAUUAUACAUCCAUAGCUGCUAAGAGAGCAAAGAUGCACUGUGAUUAAAUAUAAUGAUUGUAAAUGAGAUUAUUACAGCAAUUACUGUAUUAAAAGUUGUUGAGACCUAAAGCUAAGAAUAUUUUCGAAAUAUAUUAUUUUAUAAAAAAAAAAUAUCGAAGAAAACAGAGCACGAUGAAUAGAAACAAAGUGAAGUGCGAUGCUAAACAUCAAUUAAUGUUGAUAAGAAAAUGUGUUUGAUAAAUUAAAAAUAAAAAAAAGAAGUGAUCGUGAUAAGAGAUAAAAACGCGCAAGAAAAAUAACUGAAAUAAAUGCAUAAUUUACUGCAUUAUUAAAUUUCAAUAGCAAAGUGAACAGCAGCGCAGUAACCUCAACCAACAGUAGCAGUUAAGACCUCCCCGCAAGACUGAUCAGUAGUUUUUUUUUACAUUUUUAUUAUUAUUAUUACUCCUAUUUUUAAUUCAAUAACGACUAAAAAAAAUCAGCAGCAUGGCAUCCUUCUCAUCACAAUUCCAAUUCUAUCACACAAGACAACAAAUUCACAGAAUCUUAUUGACGGUAAUUUUCUCAGCCAUUUUCUUCAGUCAGGGCAGUUGUUCCAGAUUAUGGACAGGGACUGGCGUUGUGAUACCUGAAACUGUCAAUGCAUUAGUAGGUAGCUCAGUAGAUGUAAUUUGUACACUAAAUUUGACGAGAGAAGAUGGACGCAACAGCUCGUACCUUUAUUUUGGUCAUAACGGGAAGAGAAUUCCACAAAAAGAGAUUACGAUACUCAACUCAUCAUCAAUCCUGUGGCACGUGGACCGCGCAGAAUUAAACCACACAAAGCGUUACAAAUGUCUCCUGCAAACGCCAAACGGCACCGAAGGAGUCGGCAUCGUCAACGUCUACGUGGACUACAAACCCGACAACGUCACCGACUUCAAAUGCCACUCCUACAACUGGCAAAACUUGACAUGCAGCUUCACGAGACCUCAAACGAAUUUUCCCAUCAAAUACGAGUUGUGGUACUUCACCAAUUUACUCAAAUACUACAAAAACCCGUGCGUCUUGAAGAGUGUGGAGAACACGAUGAUCCAAAUGUGCGAAAUUUCCAAUGCGCAAUACCGCAAAACGCACAAUUACUUCAAUUUCACGCUGCAAAUGAUCAGCGAGUUGUUCAACGAGACGCAGCACUUUAACGUGAUGAAUUUCGAGACAAUUGUGCCGGCGCCGCCCGAGAAUAUCGUACCGAAAUUUGUCACCUCACGAAAUGCGACGAUUUUCUGGACCUUGAGUGAUCAGUUAAACACGCUGCCAAAGGGUUACAACGUGAAUUUCGUGCAUGACGUGCGAAUUUUAUCGGAAUUUGAUAACAAAGGUGACAACAACGAUACUGUCUGGCGGGUUAUUGACCCGAAACGAGUGCAACAAGAGAAACGAAAUGACCAAAAUUUGGGAUAUUUUGUAGUUUUGGAUGAUUUACCUUACGCCAAUGCUUGGUAUGACGUCAGAAUUCGUGUCCGCACCGAUCGUUCAAGCGACACAGAAGACAUGUAUUCCGCCGUUGGUACCACUCCGGUCCAUACUGAAGCCCGCAUUCCCGAUCGCCCCCCAAAAAUGGACGAAGGAGCAUUUUUCAUCAACGACGACAACGAUAUUUACAUUUUUUGGGAGGAACUCCUCAAAUCUGAGCGAAAUGGACCGAAUGCUAGUUACGUGGUGACUGAAGUUCGCGAAAAUGACCGCCAGGUGUCUCGCGUUCCGGUCGAAACGAAAAAUACCUUUGCCAAGUUCAGCAAGACCGACAUGUACGCCGAAUAUAAAUUUGUGGUGCGAAGCCAGAAUAGUUUGGGAAAAUCAACGCACGGAAGUUUAAUCCGAAUUCCACCGAAAGCCGACCGUUUAAGACACCCGCUGAACUUGAAAAAAAUCUCACAAGAUGGCGUUUACAAUUUAUCAUGGGAAGAUCCGUACAAAGGCACACAAGAUGUCAGUUACACCGUUUUUUGGUGCAAACCCUUGAAUUCGCUGCCGAACGCUUGUGACGGCGAAUUUCAUUUUGCGCGCGUCGAUCAGUCUGUCAACAACUUCACGUUGGAGCAAAAUGGCUCGAUAAAUUUCGCCGUGUCGACAAAUAACGGAAAAAGCAGUUCCGGCAUGGUUUGGGCCAUGUGCACGGCUGCUCAAAGUAGCGACAUCGGAAAAAUCAAGACAAUUUGGAUCACGCAGAUCGGAUCGAGUCACAUGGAGCUCAAAUGGAAGCUCGAUUGCAUGUACGAUUCCAUCGUCAAAGGCUACGAAAUCAAGUUUUGUCCGAUUCGGGACCCUGUAACGCUCGAAUGCAAGGAAAAAAGUCAGAAAAAUAUCACGAUAAAUCAAACGGCGAACAAUUAUACGCUUACCGGGCUGAAACCUUACACGACAUAUAAAAUUGUGUUGUCAAUGUUCUCGGAUACGCGACAUGGGCCGGAUAGUGACCCCCUACAGAACACAACGCUUGAGGCGAGACCAACGCCACCUAUCGAAUUUAAGGCGUACGACGUGCGAAAUACUUCGAUGAAGCUGGAAUGGAAGCGUCCGCGUGAUAGUAACGGCGUUUUGAUGUACUACAGCAUCUUUUACAACGGCAAUCACAUCGAAGUCUACAACGUCACGAACGACACGACGAAGGAACCUUACGAGAAAAUGACAUAUCUCCUGCAGAAUCUCACGAGUUUCACGAAUUAUGAGUUGCUGGUGAAAGCUUGCAAUCAAUUUUGCUCGGAAAAUAGCAACAAAGACAACAAAACGACGGCAAUUGGCAUCCCUGGGAGCAUGGGUCAAGCUUCCUCGACGACACAUUCGAACAAUGCCAAUGAAAUUGAGGUGAGUUGGACCCCGCCCAAGGUCAAAAGUGGUCACAUUAACUUCUAUGAACUCCGUUCGGUGUCGAAAUAUCGUGGAAAAAUCGUUGAUGAAAAAAUUGUGAGGAUCGAAAGUAAACAUUUGUCCUGCAGAAGGCCAUCGCCAUGCGUUCCCAACAUUGAUACCAUUGAAUUUUCCGUGCGGGCGGUAAAUAUCAUCCGAAGUCCACAUGCCCCGGAUGACAACUCCAUGACGACACAAGUGACACAAAAGUAUCGUGACACCACGCACAACAACCGGAUCGAUACGGACGACGAAAUGGCAGUUCAUAGCACGAAACACCCCUUGCGACACUUUUCCGGGCAUCAUCAAAGUUGCGAAGUCGAGGAUAAAGCGUACAUCAAUUGGCUCGACUCGGAUAUGUACCCGGAAUAUCUGAAAGGGGAAUGGUCCAAGGCGAUUGUGACGAAUUGCAUGCAUUAUGGCGGAAUUGAUGCGAAAACGAUUGUGACGAUGAUCUGCAGUCUCGUUUUGAUGUGCACUAUGUUGGGUGUCGGUUACAAAUUCUAUCAGAAAAUUAAGCAUAUGAAGAAUAUUUUGAUCGUGUUACCGGCUGAGCUGCAGGAUAUUCAGGAGGAAAAGCGUCCAGAUAAUUUUGAUGGUGGAAAUGGGGCGAAAAAGCUGGCGAAACCGGAUAUUAUUAUGGAUAAUUUGGGUUCGGUGUAUGAGGAGGAAGAUCGGUUGCUGAGAAAACGGACUGAUACGGAUAGUAGUGCGCAGAAUAAUAGCGAGGAAAGUAAUAGUACGGCGGAAGCUCAUGAUGAUUGCUUGGAAGAUCAGUCGUAUGACGUGAUGGGAUUGAUUGAUGAUGGAAGUCAGUCGUCGAAUCAUUCGAUGUCGAUGGAUAAUGACUUUGAGCCAAACCAACAACCCUCUUACACGAGUCAAUUCAUUCCGGGCAAUCCCACGUCAACUCCCACACAAGCUCCAACGAUGCCAUAUCCCGUAAUAAUGUCGAACGGAUACUGCAAGCCAAGUUCCAUGUUACAACCGAACGCUUCUGGCUACGUCCAACACACAGCCAUGACUUCAGCACGACCCGCACCACCAACUAAUCCAGCAUCUUACAUACCAUACAACCCCGUUGGCAGACCAGUAACAUCAUUGGCGCCCGAAAACACAGCAGACAUUAACAACAGCAAAAUGGGCAUGAAAACUCCGAUCGUCGCUUCGACAGAUGCAAAUGGAAUUUCAGGAUACGUCACUCACAAACAACUUUCAGACUUUGGACAUCGAAUGCAAUAAAAGAAACUUAAAAUCGAAUUAGAAACUUUGACUCAGGUACAUGUACCGUCAAAUUAUAAUGCGACUCCAGAUGGCCAGAAUUUUUGGAAAAAUUAAAAAUUUUUAAUUAAAUUCAUCAAAAAAAAAUUUUUUUUGAAACUCGAAUUAUCCAAAAAUUCGUUAGACAUAAAAAAUGGUCAUCUUGACGUUUUGCAUUGUAACAAAAAAAAAAAUCGAAUAUUUAUCAGUGAUACUGCUAUACAACAGAAACUUUAAAAAAAUUGAUGAUUUCUUAUUUAGGACGAUAAAUGAACUUUUUUAAGUUAAAAAAAACUUAUUUUUAAGGAACAAAAAGAACAAAGAGUUGUGACACAAAAGAAAAAAAAUAUAUACACACACAUAAACAUUAUAAAGUUUAAAAAAGUAGCUUGUAAGACCCUCACAAAUAUUAUACAUACAUAUAUUAUAUAUUAUAUUAUUACUAAAGAUAAUAUUGGAAUAUAUUGAUGGACUCAAAAAAAAAUUAGGAUGUAGAAAAAAAAACUAGAACGGACUGGUGUUUAAAACUUCCUGCAGGUCGGAUUUUCUAGAAUUUAACAAUGAUGAACGCCCAACACGAAAAAAAUUGACCAGUCCGUCCGCUUUUGAAGCAUUUAUUUCCCGACACGAAAAAAAUUAACGUCAAUUUAAAAAAAAAUAUAUAUUUAAUCUUUGAAGUGUAAACUGAAACAAAUUAACUAUUUCUGUACAACUCUUAAAGUUUUUAACGAAAAAAAUAAGUGUUAAAUGUAAAACAAUUAAAAAAAUAAUAAAUUACAAGAAAAGACCAACAAGUAGAUAAAAAUGGAACAGACACAGGUUUAUUUUACUCACUUGUUAAAAAAAAUAUAAAAAUAUGCAUUUUAGAAAUUUUCGCACAGAAAAAAUAAAAAAAUGGUUUCGAUGGAAAAAAUUACCAGUCGUUUCCACGGAUUUGAGAAAUGUUUCAGUAGACAAGAAAAAAAAGACAAAUUUAGGCCUAUAAAUGUCCAGAACAACGAUAAAUUUGUAUACAAAUUUUUAGUGAAUAUUAAAAAAAAAGUAGGCAAGCACUAAAAAAAUAAUUUAAAAAAAUUAAUUUAAAAAAUUAUUAUUUCAAUUAAAAAAAAAAUUUUUUUUCAUAAAUAUGCUUACCCGAUAAAUGUAAAAAAAAAUAAUUUUCUUGCCAUUUAUUUCCUUUAAAUGCCUUAAAUAUUUUUUUUUGCCUUUUUCUUCGCGCAGACAUUAAAUGCCAUAAAUUCCCGAAAAAACGACGUUCAUCCACAAAAUGAUACCUGAAGUAGCAAAAAAUGAAUUCAUAAAAAAAUAAAGUAUUAAAAUAUGAAUCUCAAAAUAAAAAAUCUAUCAUUUCCAACAAAAUUAUAUUUCUACCUAGAAAAAUAUUUUUUACUAGAAUUAUUUUGAAUUCUUUUUUCGAAUAAAUCUAUCUUUAUAUAGUAAAAAAAAUAUCCUUAUAAAAGCCUUUCCUUACCAAAACAACUCUUCGAGCUUACAAAAUCGUACCCAAACCAAUGUAAAUACAUGAUUUUUGCCUUAUUAACAAAAUUAAAUCAAUUUUUUAUUAUCUAUAUUGAACAAAAUUAUAUGAAAAAAAAAAUUAUUAUCUCGAUAAAAAAUUUU
Culicoides brevitarsis is the source of this 6060-nucleotide messenger RNA. Its product is annotated as cytokine receptor-like. NCBI's taxonomy places the organism in Eukaryota, Metazoa, Arthropoda, Insecta, Diptera, Ceratopogonidae. The coding region runs from base 781 to 4422 and encodes 1213 amino acids. Gene Ontology annotation, molecular function: protein binding. The record is from RefSeq and is a predicted model, not a curated record. The transcript has 7 exons.